Boeremia exigua is the source of this 1182-nucleotide messenger RNA. RefSeq names its product putative endopolygalacturonase. Gene Ontology annotation, cellular component: extracellular region. The transcript has 3 exons. Gene Ontology annotation, molecular function: polygalacturonase activity. The record is from RefSeq and is a predicted model, not a curated record. Gene Ontology annotation, biological process: pectin catabolic process. The coding region runs from base 1 to 1182 and encodes 393 amino acids. NCBI's taxonomy places the organism in Eukaryota, Fungi, Ascomycota, Dothideomycetes, Pleosporales, Didymellaceae.
AUGGCAGUCCAGCACAUUAUCAAACUCUUUUCAGUCCUUGCGACCAUCUCGCAUGCGGCGCCUACUACAGAGAAUACCUCUGCAUCUCAAUUCGACGUUCCGCUUGACAAGCGUGCCGGUCCUUGCCCCUUCACUGGUGCUAUAGACCCCGCUAAAGUCGCCGCUCAAUUGGCGUCUUGCUCAUCGGUCACUUUCAAUGCUGUCCAAGUUCCUGCAGGCAAGACACUAGAUCUAUCUGGACUGGCUGAUGGCACAGCUGUUAAUUUCCAGGGGAUCUCGACGUUCGGCGUUUCGAAGGGAUUUGCUGGCCCGCUUCUGCAAAUCAGUGGCAAGAACAUCGUCGUUACUGGUGAGACUGGCGCCAAGCUUGAUGGCCAAGGUGCACAGUACUGGGACGGCCUGGGCAGUAACGGAGCCACACCAAAGCCAAAGUUUCUAGCUGCUCACGAUCUUAUUGGCACAUCGUCAAUCACUAAUCUAUACCUCGAGAAUACGCCUGUUCAAGCUGUAAGCAUCAAUGGAUGUGACGGACUUACAAUCAGUCACAUGACAAUCGACAACUCAGCUAGCGACAGUCUGCCCUCUAAUAAAGCGGCGCACAAUACAGAUGGUUUUGACAUCGGCUCCAGCACAAACAUUAUUAUUAAUAAAGCGAGUGUGCAUAAUCAAGAUGAUUGCGUAGCGAUCAAUUCCGGAACAGGUAUCACUUUACAAAACGGAAACUGCACUGGUGGUCACGGUCUUUCCGUUGGCUCAGUGGGUCACGGAAGCACUACUGCCAGCAAUUCCGUCAGCAAUAUCAAAUUCCUCAGUAGCUCGGUUACAAACUCGGUCAAUGGGAUCCGCGUAAAGUCAUUUUAUGAUGGCACAGGCAAAAUAGACGGAGUAACCUACAAUGGAAUCACUCUCUCAGGAAUCACCGGUCAUGGCAUCCUGAUAGAGCAGAACUACGACGGCGGAGACUUGUCAAAAACCCACGGCCCUGGCUCUGGUGUUCCUAUCACCGGCCUAACAUUGGAGAGUAUUACUGGAACCAAUAGUGUUGCCACUUCUGGCACCAAUGUUGCUAUUGAGUGUGCUAAUUGCAGCGGAUGGACCUGGAACACAGUUUCUGUCACUGGCGGCAAAAAGUUUUCCUGUGUUGGUGCGCCCUCUGUUGUUCCGGCAGGCGUCUGCGCAUAA